GGAAACUUCUCCUCCAACUUCCGCUCGGUCCGCGCUCAGUUGAGAGUUGAGUUGAGGUCCUGUCGAUUUUCUCUCGAUCUUUCGCCGUGAGUUUGGGCAGAACCUCUUGAACAAAAAUGGGUAAAGAAAAAAUCCACAUCAACAUCGUCGUUAUCGGCCACGUCGAUUCCGGCAAGUCCACGUCGACCGGGCAUUUGAUCUACAAAUGCGGCGGCAUCGACAAGCGUACGAUCGAGAAAUUCGAAAAGGAGGCCCAGGAGAUGGGCAAGGGCUCGUUCAAGUACGCCUGGGUGCUGGACAAGCUGAAGGCGGAGCGCGAGCGCGGCAUCACCAUCGACAUCGCCUUGUGGAAAUUCGAAACGGCCAAAUACUACGUGACGAUCAUCGACGCGCCCGGCCACAGGGAUUUCAUCAAGAACAUGAUCACCGGCACGUCGCAGGCCGAUUGCGCCGUAUUGAUCGUCGCCGCCGGUACGGGAGAAUUCGAAGCCGGCAUUUCGAAAAACGGCCAAACGCGCGAGCACGCUUUGUUGGCCUUCACCUUGGGAGUUAAGCAGCUUAUCGUGGGCGUGAACAAGAUGGAUUCGACCGAGCCGCCGUAUUCCGAGACGCGUUUCGAGGAGAUCAAAAAGGAGGUGUCCUCGUACAUUAAGAAAAUCGGCUACAAUCCCGCCGCCGUAGCGUUUGUGCCCAUUUCGGGUUGGAACGGCGACAACAUGCUGGAGCCCUCCGACAAAAUGCCGUGGUUCAAGGGAUGGGCUGUGGAACGUAAAGAGGGCAAGGCCGAAGGGAAAACUUUGAUUGAGGCUUUGGACGCGAUUUUGCCGCCGUCUAGACCUACCGAGAAACCUCUCAGGCUGCCUCUUCAAGAUGUUUACAAAAUCGGCGGUAUCGGUACUGUACCAGUGGGACGAGUCGAAACGGGCAUUCUGAAACCCGGAAUGGUGGUGACUUUUGCUCCCGUCGGUUUGACUACUGAGGUAAAAUCGGUGGAAAUGCAUCACGAGGCUCUACCGGAAGCCGUUCCCGGCGACAACGUCGGCUUCAACGUGAAGAACGUUUCGGUCAAAGAAUUGAGACGAGGCUACGUCGCUGGAGACUCCAAAAACAAUCCGCCUAGAGGAGCUUCGGACUUCAUGGCGCAGGUGAUCGUGUUGAACCAUCCGGGUCAAAUAGCGAACGGCUACACGCCGGUAUUGGAUUGCCACACGGCGCACAUCGCGUGCAAAUUCGCCGAGAUCAAGGAAAAGUGCGACCGUCGUACCGGCAAAACGACUGAGGAGAAUCCGAAGGCGAUCAAAUCGGGCGAUGCGGCCAUCGUGAAUCUGGUGCCGUCGAAGCCGAUGUGCGUCGAAUCGUUUCAGGAGUUUCCGCCGUUGGGGCGGUUCGCGGUGCGCGACAUGCGUCAAACUGUCGCCGUCGGCGUGAUCAAAUCGGUCAGCUUCAAAGAUACGGCGGGCAAAGUAACGAAGGCCGCCGAGAAGGCCCAAAAGAAGAAAUAACUAGUAGGCUUUGUGGUGUCGCCGCCGACGACGACAAGGCCAUCUAUCGACACGGGCAACAAGGAGAAAAAUUUGAUUGUUUAUUAUUAUUAUUAUUUGUUGUUUAGGUGGUUGCAGAGGAAUUAUUUUCAUCGGAAGGAAUUUAGAAGGAAAGAUUCUUUCGAUGUUAGCGUUUAGUUCUCUCGAGUUUUUAAUUUGAUGUCUCUGAUAUGUUUUUGCUUGGCUAUUUCGAUUUGAAAAUGAAUUUUAGCCAUUGUCUUGACACGCUAAUUGUCUAUUGAACGUAUUGAGAUAAGAGCAAAAAUUUGUUUGGAGACUUAUGAAGUAAUUUAUUUAUUAAAUUAUAUUUAUUUAGAUCCCUAGUUAUCUGUUAUUGUGUUUUUGUAUUUUUUUGUAUUGGACAUUUGCUGUUACUUGUAACAAAUGUAUUUGUUAAUGCAUGUCUAAUUUGUUACGCUUUUCGUUUUUGUUGACUUGAUGACGAUAGACUUGAUAAAAAAAAAUAAAUGUAAAAGCUUCUCAAUUACUAAUAAAGAAGCUCUUGAGUAA
This is a messenger RNA of Phyllotreta striolata, 2051 nucleotides long. The record is from the annotation of a GenBank genome assembly. Lineage: Eukaryota; Metazoa; Arthropoda; Insecta; Coleoptera; Chrysomelidae.